AUGGACCGCUCUGCUCGUCGGCACUUGCUCACACCCCGCCUAGGACCCAUCUCCGAAGCCCCGCGCCCUCGCCAAUGUCGUAAACCGAGUCGCCGAGUCACCUUUUCAGAUACCGUCGAGAUGAAUUUUCUUCCCACCCGCUUUCGAGGCGAGACCACCGGCCCGGCCAAGGCCGCUCCUCCGACCUGGGCCGGCAAGACCAUCACGCCCACUCUGCACUUCCUCGGUCGCCUCGCCGCUUCGCACCCUAUUCACACGAUUGUUCUCGCCGCAGUUCUCGCCAGCUCUUCCUACAUUGGCCUCAUCCAAGACAGCCUGCUCGAGAGGACCGCCACCGUUAGCAAGGCCGACUGGUCCUCCCUGACCGAGGGCAGUCGACAGCUCUUUGCUGGUCCCGAGACCGCCUGGCGAUGGCAAAGCGUCGAGCCCGAUGCUCCGGGCACCAGCCAGGCCGACCACCUCGCCCUUUUGACUCUCGUUUUCCCCGACACCCUCUCUGACGAUUCUCUCGAUGUCGCUCCUCUCGCCCAGGCCGUUCCGACCCCGCAGAACCUCUCCAUCACCUCUCUGCCCGUUACCGAGAACCCAUUCACUACCUACACCCAGGACAGCAUCCUCGCCUACUCCCUUCCUUACGACCAGGCCCGUGAGUUCCUCACAGCUGCUCAGGAAAUUCCCUCCGAGAACAGCGAGACGGUCCUUACCCGCCAUGGUCGCGAGGAGAAGAUGUGGAUCAUGAAGGCCGCCAAGGUGCACACCCGUAAUACCUUUUUCGAGUGGGCUCGCAACGCCUGGACCGAGUUUAUCGAUCUGCUCAAAAACGCCGAGACUCUCGACAUUGUCAUCAUGGUUCUUGGCUAUCUUUCCAUGCACCUGACAUUUGUCUCUCUGUUUCUGUCUAUGCGCCGCAUGGGCUCUAACCUCUGGCUUGGCAUGAGCACUCUCUUUGCCUCUGCUUUUGCAUUUGUCUUUGGUCUCGCCGUCACUACCAAGCUUGGUGUCCCUAUCAGCGUCAUCUUACUUUCCGAGGGGCUACCUUUUCUCGUUGUCACUAUUGGCUUUGAAAAGAAUAUUGUCCUCACUCGCGCUGUCCUCAACCACGCUAUCGAAGCUCGUCGCAACCAGUCGCAAAGCCCCCAAGGUAAGGACAAGUCCCAGACUCAGGACGUCAUCCGGACCGCCAUCCACGCUGCCAUCAAGGAUAAGGGCUAUGAGAUUAUUCGUGACUAUGCCAUCGAGAUUACUAUCUUGGUUCUUGGUGCGGCUUCCGGUGUUCAGGGUGGUCUUCAGCAGUUCUGUUUUCUCGCCGCCUGGAUCCUCUUCUUUGACUGCCUCCUGCUCUUCACCUUUUACACUGCGAUCCUCAGCAUCAAGCUCGAGAUUAAUCGCAUUAAGCGCCAUUUCGAAAUGCGGCAGGCCCUCGAGGCUGACGGCGUGAGCCGCCGUGUUGCCGAAAAUGUCGCUUCCAGCAACGACUGGCCCACUGGUGACGCCAAGACUACCGAGGAUAAGGCCCUGUUUGGUCGCGGCAUGAAGAGCAGCAGCGUCCCCAAGUUCAAGGUCCUCAUGAUUUCUGGCUUUGUUCUAAUUAAUGUUGUCAAUAUUUGCACCAUUCCUUUCCGCAGUGGCAGCUCCUUUGCUACCCUUCGCUCUUGGGCUGGUGGUUUGGGUGGUGUCGUUUCCACCCCUCCCGUGGACCCUUUCAAGGUGGCCGCCAAUGGUCUGGAUGUCAUUCUCUCCGCUGCCAAGUCGCGUGGCCAGGCUGUUCUCGUUUCCAUCCUUACGCCUAUCAAGUAUGAGCUCGAGUACCCCUCUGUCCACUACGCUCUUCCUGCCGCUGUCGCCGAUGCUGCUGUCCACGGAUCACAGGCCAGUCACUUUGACAGCUACGGAGUGGGUGGUCGCGUAGUUGGCAGCCUGCUCAAGAGCCUCGAAGAUCCCAUUCUGUCCAAGUGGAUUAUUGCUGCCCUCGCUCUCAGCGUUGGAUUGAACGGCUACCUGUUCAACAUUGCCCGCUGGGGCAUCAAUGAACCCAGUGUCUCCGAGACUUCAGAGCACCAUAUUGACCGCAAGGAGCUUGCUCGUGCUCAGCGCUUCAACGAAACCGAGCCCAGCUCCAUCCCUCUGGGACAAUACGUCGCUCCUACUCCCCAGCCUACCCAGCCCGCCACCCCCGCCCUCACCGACGACGAGGGCGAUGGCCUGACUAUGACUAGGACAAAGCCUACUCCCUCUGCCAAUCGCAGCAAUGCCGAACUAGACCAGAUGCUACUUGAGAAACGUGUACCCGAGAUGACGGAUGAGGAAGUUGUCGCCAUGUCGAUGCGUGGCAAAAUUCCCGGUUACGCCCUCGAAAAGACUCUCGGCGACUUCACGCGCGCUGUCAAGAUCCGCCGUACUAUCAUUUCCCGCACCAAGGCCACCUCCCACAUCACCCAUACCCUGGACCGAUCCAAGUUGCCAUACGAUAACUACGAUUGGGAGCGCGUCUUUGGCGCGUGCUGCGAGAAUGUUAUUGGUUAUAUGCCCCUCCCCGUUGGUGUUGCCGGUCCCCUCGUCAUUGAUGGACAGAGCUACUUUAUCCCCAUGGCUACCACUGAAGGUGUCUUGGUUGCCAGUGCCAGCAGAGGCUGCAAGGCCAUUAACUCUGGUGGCGGUGCGAUUACUGUUUUGACUGGUGACGGCAUGACCCGUGGUCCCUGUGUUAGCUUUGAGACUCUGGAGCGCGCUGGUGCUGCCAAGCUGUGGCUUGAUUCUGAAGAGGGCCAGAAUGUGAUGAAAAAGGCUUUCAAUUCGACCAGCCGCUUCGCUCGCCUCCAAACUAUGAAGACUGCCAUUGCCGGUACCAACCUGUACAUUCGCUUCCGCACAACCACCGGUGAUGCCAUGGGCAUGAACAUGAUAUCCAAGGGUGUCGAGCACGCGCUGAACGUCAUGUCUACCGAGAGCGGCUUCGACGACAUGGUCAUCGUCUCAGUCUCAGGCAACUACUGCUCGGACAAGAAGCCUGCUGCUAUUAACUGGAUUGAGGGCCGUGGCAAGGGCGUCGUGGCCGAGGCUAUUAUUCCCGGGGAUGUUGUCAAGAGCGUUCUCAAGUGUGACGUGGACACUCUUGUCGAGCUCAAUAUCAGCAAGAAUUUGAUCGGCUCCGCCAUGGCUGGUGCGAUGGGUGGUUUCAACGCGCACGCGGCCAACAUUGUUGCUGCCAUCUACCUCGCCACCGGCCAGGAUCCCGCUCAGGUCGUGGAGAGCUCCAACUGCAUCACGAUCAUGAAGAACCUCAAAGGUGCACUGCAAAUUUCGGUCUCGAUGCCUUCGCUGGAAGUGGGCACGCUAGGUGGCGGUACCAUUCUCGAGCCACAGAGUUCCAUGCUCGAUCUUCUCGGCGUGCGCGGCUCGCACCCGACCAACCCCGGUGAGAAUGCCCGUCGUCUUGCCCGCAUCAUUGCGGCGUCUGUCCUCGCUGGUGAGCUGUCACUCUGUAGUGCCCUGGCAGCCGGUCAUCUGGUCCGCGCACACAUGCAGCACAACCGUAGUGCCGCUCCUUCGAGAAGCACGACGCCGGCUCCCCCGGUCACGCCGGUCUCGCUAGCCAUGACAAAUGGUCUGGAAAAGGCCACUGGCAAGAGUGCGGCCGCGCAACAGCGAUCUAGACGGUGA
Molecule: messenger RNA, 3660 nt
Organism: Beauveria bassiana ARSEF 2860
Lineage: Eukaryota; Fungi; Ascomycota; Sordariomycetes; Hypocreales; Cordycipitaceae
Product: HMG CoA reductase
Exons: 1
Coding region: 1-3660 (1219 amino acids)
Biological process (GO): ergosterol biosynthetic process; isoprenoid biosynthetic process; coenzyme A metabolic process
Cellular component (GO): peroxisomal membrane; endoplasmic reticulum membrane
Molecular function (GO): hydroxymethylglutaryl-CoA reductase (NADPH) activity; protein binding
Source: RefSeq, a predicted model, not a curated record